AUUCUACCAUAUAUCUAAUGUUUGUCUGUUAUUGCCGUUGCCGUAAUUUCACGAUUGAUGCAAGCUUCUUAUUUCUCAUAUGAACCGUAAAACAAUGAAAGAAAUGUUGGGUAACUGCAGUGUAUGUAGUGAAGACAAAGCAUUUGACGACAAUCCUUUAGUCUACUGUGAUGGUCGAAACUGUAAUGUUGCUGUGCAUAAAGCUUGCUAUGGAAUUAGAGUAGUACCAAAAGGUUCCUGGUACUGCAAUAAGUGUGUAGCUCUUAAAAGAAAUCCAAAUGCUAAAGUAAUAUGUGAAUUAUGUCCAUCUAAAGAUGGUGCUCUUAAACCAACGGAAAAUGGAAAUUGGGCCCAUGUUGUAUGUGCUUUGUUCAUACCAGAAGUGACUUUUGUAGAUGUUGAUAUUAUGGAACCAAUUAAGUUAAAUGAAAUACCAACUGAUAGGUUUAAAAAAGUUUGUUAUAUUUGUGAAGAAAAGAACAGAGAACCUAAGGUUUCGAUUUAUGGUGCUUGCAUGACUUGCAAAAAAAGUGGUUGUAAAUUAGGAUUCCAUGUAACUUGUGCCCAGAAUGUUGGAUUACUAUGUGAAGAAGCUGGAAAUCAUGGACGCAACGUACAGUACGUUGGGUACUGUAAACAUCAUUAUUCAAAACUUAAAAAGAGUAGUAAUUUAAAAAUAAAACAUAUUGCUCCAUAUCGUCCACAAAAUGCUUCUGAAAUAUCUCUAGAUGAGUUUACUCAAGGCACUAACAGUGAUGAUAUUCAAAUGAAAUCAAAAAGAAAGCCAACAUCAGUUAAUUCAUUUGAAGAAACUAAAGAUAAACCACAAAGUGUUCUUAAUAUAUCUCCUAAUCAUUCUCAAGCUAUAGCUCCUAAUCGUCAAAUUAAAGGUAAAAUGGAAAGUGUAUCAGUUGGAAGUAUUAAACAAUAUCCUACUGAUUUACCAUCCGAAAAAGAAAUAAAAUGUGAAAACAUUGAAAAUUCUAUUGAUAUUGGCUUAUCAAAUGACGGAUUAGAGUCUGAUGGAUUAAAAAUCAUGGAAGAACCAAAUUUAUCUUGUAUAGAUCCAAGUAUAUCCAGAAAUUCAAAUAUGCCUCCAGCUAAUAUGACAAAUACAUGGAUUAAGGAUCCAAAUAUGAUAAAUUUGUCUAACUCUUCUACUACUAAAACUAAAGAAGCAAAUGAUCAGAAAUAUUAUGAAUCCAGUAGUGAUGCUCCACAUAUGUUAGGAAAUGCUUUAAAUCCAAAUUCCAGUAUGGCUCAACAAAUGACUGACACAUUAAAUGAAGAAAUUAAAACUCAUAAUCAAUUCAAUGAAUGUAAUGGACCAACAAUUCGACAACCAUUAAUGGGCCCUCAAUUAUAUCGCCAUGUUCAAAAACCUUUGGAUACACCACAGUCUAAUUCUUCUGGUUCUGAAUGGUUAACUAAUGGACUUAUUAAUAGUUCUCAAAGUUUAGAAGAUCUACUUGAGCGCCAGUGGGAACAAGGUGGAUCAUUGUUAAUGGAACAAGCUCAACAUUUUGAUGUAGCAUCAUUACUGUCAUGUUUAUAUCAAUUAAAAAAUGAAAAUGUUGAUUUAGAAAAAGAACUAGCUACGUUUACUAGACGUAGAGAUCAUUUAUUGGCUGUUAAUGCUAGAUUAGCAAUACCUUUGGUUCCUCAAAACAGAGCAAAUGCAGUUGCUCCUGUCCCUCCUAUUAAUCAUACUUCAAAUCAUGUUGAUACAUCAGUGCAUCCUAGAUCUAACUAUUUGCCAUCCAUGGAUAAUCAAAUUUUGCAACAGCAACAUCGGUAUCAUCAAAAUUAUGUAGUGCCUCCUUCUAGGCAUCCACAACAACAUCAACGUUAUUCACCGAAUCCUACAGCUCAGUCACAAGUGAUUGUUAGAGGUGGUGUUGGGCAUGAACCUUGGCCACAACAUAACAGAAAUCAUAAUCAGACUUCAAAUCCUAUGUAUCAAACAAACAUGCAAGAAAUGAUUAAUGUACCAACAUCCAGACACCAAAUGGGUAUAGAUAAUCAACCUAAGCACAGCUGAGACCAUGAUAAAUGUCUAUGUACAGAGUGUAUAUCGACAAUGACCGAUUAUUUGUUAAAGUAUUUUCCUUAGUCUUAAGUUGGUUGUAUGUAAUUAAAGCCUACAACUCAACGAAUUGGACUAUCAUAUAGUAUGUGGUCAGUCGAUAAAUGUACAAAUAUAGUAUUUGGUUAAUCAGUGAAUUUACAAAUUAAGUAGUUAGUCUACCAUUAAUUUUACGUAUACUAAAAGUUUACAAGCAAUGAAAAAUUAUAAUGCCUAUUAAAUGUUACAUCAUUUAAAAAUUAUUAGUCCAAGUAAUAUCUGAAUUUUAAAAUAUAUUCUGUACAUUUAUUUUUUUCCACCAUAUUUUCAUGAGAUAGCUGGAAUUUUAACACAGUGUCUGUAGCACACAAUAAAGAUACUAACUACUGUUGCACAUAUUAGUCAUAUAUAACCUGAUAGACUGCAUUGACAAGUAAAACACAUACUAUAUGAUACCCAUAAAUUGUGUUCAUUGAUUAAAUAUUAAAAUAUAAUUUUAAUUACUUUUAAAUACAUUUAAAACUUUCAAGAUGAUUUCAUAGUAAAUUUACGUAAUUGUAAUGAUUUUUUUUAUUCAUAAAAUAUAAGUUUUA
Sipha flava (yellow sugarcane aphid) is the source of this 2658-nucleotide messenger RNA. Its product is annotated as protein AF-10-like. Lineage: Eukaryota; Metazoa; Arthropoda; Insecta; Hemiptera; Aphididae. The record is from RefSeq and is a predicted model, not a curated record. Gene Ontology annotation, molecular function: nucleosome binding; histone binding. The coding region runs from base 80 to 2041 and encodes 653 amino acids. The transcript is spliced from 2 exons. Gene Ontology annotation, cellular component: nucleus. Gene Ontology annotation, biological process: regulation of transcription by RNA polymerase II.